UUUAUGCGAAAAAAAAAUAACGAGCGAACUUAUGUUUGUAUUAAUAUUGUUCUUGAUCUCAUUCUUUGAUGGAACGAAGUAUGGUGAGAGUAUUUAUAUAGUAGGAAUGCAGGAACCAGAUCCCUAUAUCAGUGACUUUGAAAAUAUUAGAGAGUAUUUCUUUCGCCCAUUAGACCCGGAGAUAACUAUGACGCCAGCAGAUUUGAUAAAAUCCAAGGGUUACCCUUACGAAAAUUACGAGGUUACCACCGAAGAUGGUUUCGUGCUGCAGUUACAUAGAAUCCCGUUCGGCAAAAAGCGGAACAACGCGUCUAACCUAAAGGCCUCCGUUUACUUACAGCACGGCUUGCUAUGCACUUCUUGUGAUUUCCUGAUGAACUUGGAGAACCAGAGUUUAGCAUUCAUUAUGGCCGAUAAUGAUUUAGAUGUUUGGUUAGGAGACACAAGAGGUAAUAAGUAUUCUAGGAAACAUAUAAAAUACACCACCAACGAUACAGAAUUUUGGGAUUGGAGUUUCGACGAGAUAGCCAAAUACGAUCUUCCAGCUGUCAUCGAUUUUAUCAUCAAGGUUACCAACAGAGAUCACCUAUAUUACGUGGGACAUUCUCAAGGGAGCAUGGUAGCAUUGGCGCAUUUCUCUCAAAAUCCUGAGAUGUCCAACAAAGUCAAGAUGUUUUUCGCGAUGGCGCCCGUAGCGUACUUAAAAAAUAUUCGGUCUCCCAUUCGAUUAUUCGCUCCUAUAACACAGACUUACGAAAUUGCAUCCAGAAUGUUUGGGCGCAAAGAAUUUUUGCCUAGUAACCAUAUGGUACAAUGGAUUGCUAUGUCGGUCUGUCCCUACGGAAUCUCGCUCAAAGUGUGCUCACAUAUGCUGUACUUGAUUGGAGGUCCGUAUACAGGAAAUUUUAAUGAAAGCAGAAUUCCAGUGAUCUAUGGGCAUUAUCCGGCCGGAACUUCUGUAAGAAAUAUUGCCCACUUUGGCCAAAGCAUUAGAACUGGCGAUUUUCGAAAGUACGAUUACGGAUUCUUCAAAAAUUUAAUAAAAUAUGGAAAGUAUAUACCACCAUCGUACGAUGUAACUCAAAUGACAAUUCCGACAAUGAUAUUCUGGGGACUCAAAGAUCUGUUAGCGGUUCCUAAAGACGUGAAAAAGUUGAUUCCGUUAAUCCAAAACCUGGUGGGCAAUUAUAAAUCCUAUAAUUCGAAUCAUUUCGAUUUCGUCUUCGGGAUCAAUGCCGCGAAAGAAUAUUAUUCUGUCAUAAUUCAAGCCAUACUGGAUACGGAAUUCAAUUCUUCAUUUAAGAAAACAAAUAACUCAUAAGAAUUUAUGUUUUUUUUUUGAAACAUUUUUAUAUAUUAAAAUAAUUU
Messenger RNA from Gordionus sp. m RMFG-2023, 1368 nucleotides. RefSeq names its product gastric triacylglycerol lipase-like. NCBI's taxonomy places the organism in Eukaryota, Metazoa, Nematomorpha, Gordioida, Chordodea, Parachordodidae. Gene Ontology annotation, biological process: lipid metabolic process. Gene Ontology annotation, molecular function: hydrolase activity, acting on ester bonds. The transcript has 7 exons. The record is from RefSeq and is a predicted model, not a curated record. The coding region runs from base 32 to 1321 and encodes 429 amino acids.